CCAUUGUUUAACCGCCUUGUCCAUUAGGUCACGCGACCCACUUGCGGUUGUGUAUGACGUAGUGCUUUCUGAUGAACAUCAUCGUGUGGAGGAGGAGAUCUCUAUCUUACAAGUAACAUCACCCUGGUGUUUAGUCGAGCGGUUUGCAUUGCAAUUUUUUAGUUUAGGAUAACCCCAGGAUGACUUCAGGGGAUUCUCUGUAAGCUAUUGUUGAGCACGUCGAUGUCGGCGGAACGAUUUGCAACUAUGGCGACCACCAAGCUCUACAUCGUAUAUUACUCAAUGUACGGCCACGUUGCGAAAAUGGCCGAAGAGAUAAAGAAGGGAGCAUCGACGGUCGACGGUGUCGAAGCCAGUUUGUUCCAGGUUCCGGAGACUCUGCCGCCAGAGGUAUUGCACAAGAUGGGAGCACCGGCGAAGAAUGCUGAGCACCCUAUCAUACCAAUCGCGCAAUUGACAGAAGCUGAUGGGUUUCUCUUCGGAUUCCCCACACGAUAUGGCAUGAUGUGUGCCCAGUUUAAGACCUUCAUGGAUGCAACGGGCGGUUUGUGGCGAACUCAAGCUUUGGCAGGAAAGCCAGCUGGGUUAUUUGUAUCAACAGGCACCCAAGGUGGCGGCCAAGAAACUUCUGCGCUGACAGCAAUAACUCAACUUGCACACCAUGGAAUGAUAUUUGUUCCUACGGGAUACACUGGAGGUUCAGGGAUGUUCAACCUGGCAGAACCUAAAGGUGGGUCUGCUUAUGGGUCCGGCACGUUUGCUGGUGAUGGCACUCGCCAACCUUCCAAACUUGAGCUCGAACAAGCUUUCCAUCAGGGCAAGUAUGUCGCCAGUGUGGCGAAGAAGCUCAAGCAUGGCUAGCAAGAUGAGAAAUGACAAACCAAUGCCUGUCAAAACUGCAGAAUGUUGGCCUAUAUCUACGAGAGAACUUACUUUAUGUCUUUCGACAAAACAAAUGACAAUUUUGUGCCAACUCCAAAUUGCCAACCCUCACCAAAUAUUAGCUCUUUGCCAGCCA
Physcomitrium patens is the source of this 1018-nucleotide messenger RNA. RefSeq names its product NAD(P)H dehydrogenase (quinone) FQR1. Gene Ontology annotation, cellular component: membrane. The record is from RefSeq and is a predicted model, not a curated record. Gene Ontology annotation, molecular function: FMN binding; NAD(P)H dehydrogenase (quinone) activity. NCBI's taxonomy places the organism in Eukaryota, Viridiplantae, Streptophyta, Bryopsida, Funariales, Funariaceae.